This is a messenger RNA of Sporormia fimetaria CBS 119925, 816 nucleotides long. NCBI's taxonomy places the organism in Eukaryota, Fungi, Ascomycota, Dothideomycetes, Pleosporales, Sporormiaceae. The record is from the annotation of a GenBank genome assembly.
CUGGCCUAGUCGCAGAAAACGCAUAGUACUCGGACGCCUGAUCGAAGACAAGUACGGCCUCAUAAGCCCAGAUCCAUGCGCUAGGUGCAUAGCAAACAGCACAACGUGCAUCGUUCGUCAUCCACGGUGCGAUAGGCAACAUCUGCUAGUGCGGAAGAACCAUUAUCGCAGCCAACGUACCCGGUGUUCCGCGUGCGUGGAGAUCAAUAACCGAUGUGGCAUCAGAGUCGAUGUAUCCAGACCAUACAUGUCUGGAGUGCAGACACGGCCGCCAAAGAGGAAAACGCGUAAAGAAAGGGACGAGCCCCAGAGGGAGGAGCAGCCCACGAAGCAAAGGAAGCCAAGCCAUUGUCAGAACUCUUCUAUCGGUUCAAGUGCGUCUUCUAAGCCUAGUCAAUUGUCCAUCGAUUGUGGAGCGCCGAUUGUUAUCUCGAGUGCUGAAGAUACUUCAUCCAGUGACUCAGACGGCGAAGAGGAGUUGGGGGAGAGAGGAACAGCAGGAACAGCACCAGGAACAGCACCAGAAACAGCACCAGGAACAGCACUAGGAACAGCACCAGGAACAGCACCAGGAACAGCACCAGGAACAGCACCAGGAACAGCAGCAGCAGGAGCAGCGGCAGGACCAAGAGGACAUGUACGAGGGGAUCAGCCUUGAGACCCUUCGGAAGGAGUAUGGGCAAAAACUCGAGCAGGACAUCUUCUAUCGAGAAGCUACGGUUAAUCCUACAUUGAAUAUGUGCAAGCAAGAGGAGCAUAUCAUUAAGAGAGAAUGGGUAAAGUGGCUGAAACCUCAACAUGGGUCCUUAGACGCCG